Messenger RNA from Dothidotthia symphoricarpi CBS 119687, 1650 nucleotides. RefSeq lists its product as uncharacterized. Lineage: Eukaryota; Fungi; Ascomycota; Dothideomycetes; Pleosporales; Dothidotthiaceae. Gene Ontology annotation, biological process: regulation of transcription by RNA polymerase II; DNA-templated transcription. Gene Ontology annotation, molecular function: DNA-binding transcription activator activity, RNA polymerase II-specific; zinc ion binding; RNA polymerase II cis-regulatory region sequence-specific DNA binding. The transcript has 2 exons. Gene Ontology annotation, cellular component: nucleus. The record is from RefSeq and is a predicted model, not a curated record. The annotation marks the transcript as partial.
AAUCCCAGUUUAACUGCGCUCGAGGAUCUGCAAAACAGGAUGGCUAGGGUGGAGGAGAUGCUCGGUGUGCGGAAUGAACGGACUGCGGAGAAGGAGGAAACUCCGCCGGCGAAAUUGCUGGGGACGCUGGUGGUGAAGGGGACACGGUCUGUGUAUCAUGGGCAGAAUGAUCGCGUUACCCUGCUGAAUCAAGUAUCUAACACGCACUGGUUCCUCGACGUCAAGGACUUCAUCAAUAAUGAGGUCUCCAAGGAUGAAGAGCUGCAGGCUGCGGCAAAGCAAGUAAAGUUCCUGCAGAACAAAUCUCAGGCGAAAGUCUCGUCGCCGGAUGUCGCUGAGCCGGACUUCUCCCUGGCCCUGCUCAAGCUUCGGGAGUUUCUUCCCCCAAAGACAUAUUGUGAUAGACUUGUUGGUAUUUACUGCCAGCAUUUUGAGCGCACUAUGCGCAUACUGCAUAUCCCCACGUUCAUGCACCAGUACGAGCAGAUCUGGGCAAAUUCGAAUCCCGAUCUCUGCACGUCGUCGAGCAUCAUCCCGCAGGUUACUGCUGUGCUGACCAUGGCGUACCACAUGGACGACUCGAUAUACAUCAAUAAUGGCCAGCCAUAUAGAACGUACCUGCGAGGAGCCGCCAUCGAACUCAUCCAAGCGUGGCUCGACGAACUGGGCCGGAAGCAGCGCACUGAGCUGACCACACUUCAGGUGGAGAUCCUCUUACUCCUGUCGAAAAGCCUGGGGCAGCUGAGUCCAGAGAAGCUGUGGACUUCGACUGGCGCGCUUGUGCGCUCCGGUAUGAUGAUGGGCCUGCACAUGAACUCAUCGGGUAAUGCGAAGAUCACCCCGUACCAGUCAGAGAUGAGGCGCAGGCUGUGGGCGACGGUCCUCGAAAUAGACUUACAGGCAUCCAUGCAUGCGGGGAUGCCACUCGUAAGCCCUGAGUUCAGCCUGGCUGAUCUGGUGCCGGCCAACAUCGACGAUUCGGAAUUCGACGAGUCGACGACAGUGCUCCCUCCCUCUCGUCCGUUGAACAUAUACACCGACAACAUCUACCAAGUCCACCUCGCAAACUGCCUACCCCAACGGCUAAAAGCCCUCUCGCUCGUGCACCGCUCGGCCCCGAACAUAGACGAAGCCAUCGACCUAGGCAGGCAAAUAGAACACCACCUAUCCUCCAAACCCCCCAUCCUAUCCCUCUCCACCAACUCACCAAACACCACCAGCGGCUCCAUCCUACACCGCGUCCUACUAGACGUCUACCUCCGCCGACCCCUACUCUACCUCUACAAACCCCUCAUCCAAGACCCCACCACCACCACGCACCCAGAAAUCCACACCCACUGCCUCACCUCCUCCCUCACCAUCCUCUCCUACCAGUCCCUCUUCACCCCCCUCGCCCUCCAAACCAUAACCCCCAACCCCACCCCCCUCCAGACCUUCUUCCACCGCUGCUGCAAAGCCGACAUCCUCUGGGCCGCGCUCAGCACAUGCCAGCACAUCAAGACGCUGCGCCCAUCAUCCCGGGAUUGCGCCGCGCUGGUCGAAACGGUGGAAUCCACCAUCCAGUCUUUGAUCGCGAGGAUCGACCAGAAAGGAAGUGACGUGAAGGAUAUUGUUUUCUUGGGUCUCGCGCUGCAGGCUGUGAGUCAGCCG